Messenger RNA from Macrosiphum euphorbiae (potato aphid), 1980 nucleotides. The record is from the annotation of a GenBank genome assembly. Lineage: Eukaryota; Metazoa; Arthropoda; Insecta; Hemiptera; Aphididae.
AUGAAGAGGUCUAAAAUAAAAAAAAUUAUUCUUACCAACAGUGUCAAAAGUUCUAAAGAUUCCAAACAUUGUUACUUGUGCGAUGCUAUAAAGCGAACCCACGAACAUUACAAUAUAUCAUCAUUACUGACAACUGUCAGCCAAUGGGAUACUAAAGGAUCAAGUAAAAUAAGAAGUAUUAAGCAAUUUAAAUGUUUUGUAUGCAAUUAUAAUUCUAAGUAUUUUAAUAAAUGGAAAACACAUAUCAUGUCAAAUGGACACAUGUCCAUGUGCCACACCUUAGACAAAGUGUGUUCAUACUUCUGUAAAGCUUGUAAAACAUUAUUUUACGGGUCAGAAAUAUGUAUAAGUCAACAUCAAAAAGAUGUGCAUGAUAGUAAAAGUAAUUUGUCUAGUGUAACAAUAUUUAUGUCUGAACUAAUGAGUUGUUUGGAUAUUUAUUCAAAACAUGUUUAUUUUUGUAGUAUAUGUAAAACCGUUUCAGAAACACCAAUUCAUACUUCUGGGAAACAUUUAAAUAAACAAAAAUUGUAUGAUUGUAAAUAUUGUAAUACUACAUUUCUAUGUAACACUGAAGAAUUAGAUUUUCAUGAAGCUAGUGUAGAACAUUUAACAUUUAAAUGUAUUUAUUCAAUAAAAGAAGCUAUCGAAGUAAACAGUUUGAAUAUACAAAAACAAGACCAUGUUACAAAAACUACACAUGAUCUUCAAACAAAACUAAAACCAUUAGAAUUGCCAUUAAUUAUAUUGGACAGAUUUCAGAAAACUUCAAAAUCAAUGGCAAAAUGUAUUUUUUGUAAUGUUCUUAUUCAAUGGAGUGCUCAAAGAAUAGUCAAACAUGUAAAUUUAUGCUUGAAUAAAGGAAAUUUAACAUCAGAAAUGCAUGAAAUUUCGAUUACAGCUUAUGAUUGUGGAGUAUGUAGUUUUAAAACAAAUUCUUUCUUUAGCUUUAAGCUUCAUGUGAUUUCACCUAUACAUCUCACAAAUUCUCACACAAGUGGUGAUUUCUACUCAUAUUUUUGUACCAUUUGCAAUUUAUACAUUUAUGCUUCCAAAAUUCAAAUUAAAGAUCAUUUGAAAAGGAAACAUAAAACAAAUAUUACUGACUUGCCUUUAUUAUCUACAUUUUUAAAAAAUAAUUAUAAUUACAUAAGCAAUCAUCCUGGAUCUGACUUUAUAGACUAUUAUGGUGAUCUGGAUCAACAAUCCUGUGAAAAAGAUUUUCAAUGUAAUGUUUGCAAAAUUUCUUUCUGCAUGUGUAGUUAUGAGUAUAACUUGCAUGAGAUUUCUAGUGAGCAUAUUCUUUUAAAAUAUUUUACGCCAACGAAUCCUUCAUUAGUUGUAAAACAUGGAUAUGAAAAUGUACAAACUUCAUCUACUAUAAAUGCAAACUUAAUUAUAAACAAUGAAGCUUUAAGUAAUAAAUAUUUGUCUUCAAUCAAAACUGAUAAAAGUAAUACAGAAGAAAUUUCAGUAAAUAAAGGUCAUACGAAUAUUAAAAAAAGACAAUUAGAUAUGAAGAGUACCAUUUCAGAAAACAAUAAGUUGUACAAAAAUUGUAAUGAAAGCAAAUCACAUUCAGCAAUUUCAUCUACAAAUACCGAUCAUAACAUACAACAAAAUGUAAACAUUGCUGAUGAUGGUGGUGUAAUUAUAGCAGAUUUAAAUUCUACUGCAGAAAUUCUUUUUAUGGAGCAUGCUCAAGAAGCCUUGCAUUAUGUAGAUGUAACAACAAGUUCUGAUGGUCUGAGGCAGAAGAAUAAAAUGUAUAAUAAACUUAAAAAUACCAAAAAGCAAAAUAAUAUUCAGUCUACUGAUACACAGUCCAAUAUUACAAGACUAUACAAGCAACAACAUCCAACAGACCCAGAUCAAGCAUACGGACAGUAUGUUAUAGAAAGACUUAAAAAUAUACAUAAUGCAUCUCUUAAAAGUAGUAUAAAAAUUGAAAUAGAUGCUAUAUUUUGUACCUAUACCUAA